GCAGAGACAGUUCUUACGCCCUUACGAUUCUACGGGAUUGUUAUUGUCUAUUUUUGUCCGGUUUUCGUGAAUUUGUUGACAAUUACUCCGCAAUCAGUCGGGUUUUUUCGUCUUCAAAGAGAAAAUUUCACGAGGAUUCGCCGACUUUUGUGAGUUCGUGGAGUUCAUAAAGUGGCGGGGAAUCCCCCGUGAUGGCGGAGCCAAUCAGAAGUGGAUGCACAGUCAGCGAAGUGGAGACGCCGCCCGAGAGUUGUGGCUUGUGUAUUGACAUUCCCAAAGUGGGGUUAUAAAAACGAUUGAUUUGGGGGUUUUGAUGCAGAUUUUGUUGAUAUUGUUGGGGGAGAAGUGUUGAUAGAAGGUGAGACAGAGAUUGAGCAGUAAUUGGAACAAGUCAAUAAAAAAAACCUAAAAAUGGCGUUGAGGACGUACGGUGACAAGCCCAUAAGUUUUCAAGUCGAGGAAAAUGGGGAGUACUACUGCAUCGGUUCAGAGGUGGGUAACUACCUUCGCCUCUUCCGUGGAUCCCUCUACAAACGCUACCCAGGGAUGUACAGAAGAUCUAUCACAAACGACGAGAGGAAGAAAUUGGUGGAGCUGGGGCUGAGUCAACACGUCUUGGCCUCGAGUGUUUCCCUGCUGAGAGCCAGUGAAGUAGAGGACAUAAUCGAGGGGAAUGACGAUAAAUAUAAGGCUGUGUCUGUACACUCCACUGAACCGCCUGCCCCGCGGGAGGGCAAGUCCAAGAAAACGAUGCCCUGGGUGCCUAGCUUACCUAACAGCUCGCAUUUGGAUGCUGUGCCACAAGCUACACCCAUCAAUCGGAACAGAGUUCACAAUAAGAAAGUCAGGACAUUCCCCUUGUGCUUCGACGACACAGAUCCUUCAGCGAAUCUGGAGAACGCAGCCCAACAAGAGUUGCUGGUGCCCAUCCGUCUGGACAUGGAGAUCGAGGGCCAGAAAUUACGUGACACCUUCACAUGGAACAAGAACGAGAGUCUCAUAACCCCAGAGCAAUUCGCAGAGGUUCUCUGCGACGACCUGGAUCUCAACCCCUUGACCUUCGUUCCAGCAAUAGCCCAGGCAAUCAGACAGCAGAUCGAGGCCUUCCCCCAGGAGACAAUUUUGGAGGAUCAGUGCGACCAGCGAGUCAUCAUCAAGCUGAACAUUCAUGUGGGGAACACAUCGCUGGUGGAUCAAGUGGAAUGGGACAUGUCAGAGAAGGAGAACAAUCCUGAGAAAUUCGCCAUGAAACUCUGCGCAGAAUUGGGACUUGGAGGGGAAUUCGUGACUGCAAUUGCUUACAGUGUCAGGGGCCAAUUGUCGUGGCAUCAGAGGACUUACGCCUUCUCUGAGGCUCCACUGCCAACCGUUGAAGUGCCCUUCAGACCUCCCUCAGAGGCUGACCAGUGGGCGCCUUUCCUCGAGACACUCACUGAUGCUGAGAUGGAGAAGAAGAUCAGGGAUCAGGACAGGAACACUCGACGCAUGAGGAGACUUGCCAAUACUACCCCUGGGUGGUAAAUUCAAGGGGAACAAAAGACGAGAAUGUGGCGUGGUCGUUUUCACGGCCGAAUUUGUGUUUAAAAAUAAACUAGGUUUCAGCAUUUAAGAUUUCAGUGGAAUUAAACAUUUUUUCAAUUUAAUUCUGAGCACUUUUGGUUAAUAAAUGUUUUUGAAAGGAG
Messenger RNA from Diachasma alloeum, 1682 nucleotides. It is a transcript of the gene Snr1, whose product is annotated as SWI/SNF-related matrix-associated actin-dependent regulator of chromatin subfamily B member 1. The record is from RefSeq and is a predicted model, not a curated record. Bases 412 to 1521 code for a protein of 369 amino acids. Gene Ontology annotation, molecular function: transcription coregulator activity. Gene Ontology annotation, cellular component: nucleus; nuclear chromosome. Gene Ontology annotation, biological process: chromatin remodeling; regulation of transcription by RNA polymerase II. The transcript has 3 exons. Lineage: Eukaryota; Metazoa; Arthropoda; Insecta; Hymenoptera; Braconidae.